UAGAGCGAUGUAUUUUAUUUUUAUGAACUAAACUAUCCAACAAAACAAAAUGGCGACGACCUGCACUGUCUCCUACUUUCGGUUUUGAAAGAAAUUUCAUAAAACAAAGCAAUGGAUUUCAAGGAAGUGGAAAACAUCAAUAAAGAAUUAAUUGUUAAAAUAAAGGACAAGAUACUUUUAAAAGAACUCCUACAUUACCUGGACGGAUGGGGUUUUUCUGUCAUGACAAUACAAGGUAUUAGAGCAGAAAUGAACAACCAUGGUGAUGCAUAUGCGGUUAUACAGUUUAUGGAUGCUGUUAAAAGACGACCACGUACAUUUCCUAAACUGGUUGCAGCACUUAAAGACACAAAGCAGCAGGAAAUUUACGAUAUAUUCAAAGAAAAGAUCAGGAAGUUUUAUAAAAACAAACAAACUCGAUUGGCAGAAGUCCUUUCAAUGAUAUCUGAGGAAGAGAGGCAGUUAGGGAUAACAGAGGAUCAUCAUGAUACAGGUGAUGUUGGAAGCCACGAUGCCUCCUCAUCGGGCAAUGUAGCAUCAUCACAAAGUGUUUUAGCUGGACAGACAGAUGGACAGUCAUCUAGUAACUCGCCCUCUAGUGACCAGUGGACACAGGACAUAUAUAGAAGAGAUGGACACCCCCCAGGCAGAGAUCCACCAAACAUUCCCAACUGGACCGAUAAUUCACCUGCAGUUCAGACUCCCGUCAGGUCUAAUACUCGAGUCUCAUCAUCAUCAUCAUUAUCAUCAGUAGAUAACAAUUCAUCAGGAGCUACUGGAAAUACACAGAACCAGUUUCCAUCGUCAGACCCUCCAGCCUUAGACCCCACUUAUGCAGGUGCAAGUAUAUCAUCAUUAAAGGCCAAUGUAUAUAAAAUGUUGGGUGAGGCAUUAGAAAAGAAGAACACCAGUGAUAACGAGCCAUGGUGGAAUCAUAUCGUUAACAACGGAGAUCUUAAUGUCAGCAGAAGAGAACAAAGACAAAUUGGGAGACAUGGAAGUCCAGGAAUUGAGUUUUUAGACAUCUUGGAUGAUCGAGACUAUACCCUGCAGGAUUUGGAAAGGUUGUUCAUUCAGUUUCAGAUCACAGAGGCCUUAAACGUUCUUCGCCUUCAUCAGAAUAAAGUAUUAAAUGGCAGAAGUUCAAAUCAAGCAAAUGCGAAUAAUGAUAGAAACUCAAACCAAGGGAAUAGGAACAAUUUGAAUAUAAACCAGACACCAAAAGCUGAUACAAAUAAAGAACUGAAUAUAUCAAUUCCACAGACAGAUGCUCCUGAAGGUCCCAAAGAACAAAAUGCAACAAGUGUACAGCUUCUACAGAAGCAGGCAAGUAGGCAACCAGAAUAUAACAGAAGUUCAAGUAAUGUUACUGAGCUGAACAGAAGUUCAAGUAACAUGUCUGUGACUCGACUGAACAGUAGUGCCUCAAAUCAGUCUUUUGAAAGUAACACUGAUUCUAAUCUAUCCUCAAUGCCAUCUAGAGAUAUUGAAGAUGAAUCAAUCAAGGGAACACAACCUGUUCAAGCUCACGGCGACCCAGCUGGUACUCAGUCACAACCAAACCCUGAAGAUGAUGCAGUGAAGCUGCGUAAUGAUCGUAUACGUCAGUAUGACUUUGAUCCUGGAGCUAUUGAAAAUACAAGCUAUAUAGCUGUAAAUAGACAAGAAGUAGCUCUUAAUAACAACUUGCCAACAGGUCAGACUGAAGGAGAUGUUAAUGUUGCAAAUAUGCCGUGUAGUCAGGAAGGACAGAUGAGAAACAGUGAGCAGCCAGCUCAAGCAGGUUCAGGUGUUAACCUUCCUUCAGAACGGGGUGGACAGGAUGGGUCAUCAAGUACAAGUGGUAUUCCUUUCCUAAGUGAACUUCGGUCAAUGGAAUCAAAUACUAGCAUUGAAGAGCCAGGAGGGGGUGUAAACAAUGAAUCACAAGGUGUUGCAGAUAUUCCUCCAAGAAGUUAUAUCACUGAUGAUGGAAUGUCGUCUGCAGAUUUGCAUCCCAGGUCUGGAGUUCAUUAUGUGCCUCCUAGUAUAGAGAGCCAGUCUUCAAGGGAAGUAACUGAAGAAAGUUCUGACAUUCAGUCUGGGGCUUUUGGGAAUGAUGAGUCAUCGGGAAGUUUGAGAGAUCCUGACUUGAUACAUGGUACGCAAGCAGCAGAAAAUAUGGCUUCAGAUUUAACUGAAGAAAACUCUGUAAAGUGACAACAUGAUUCAAGAGUAAAUCAGGUUCUUCUGUUUUUGUGACAGCCUGAGUAAAGAAACAAUUUCUUAGGAGUGAAUUCAGUGAAUAUUAUUUUUGGAACAGUUCCAAGCAGUUGUUGCCAGUUCCUGCUGCUACAAUGUGAAUGCAAACUGAGUUAAAAAUUGAUCCUCAUACUCGGCUAUAUGACAGCAAAUAAUGUUAAAGGAGCUCAUUACAACUUCUUUACCAACAAAAUGGGCAGUACAAAUAUUUAUGAUACAGAUAUACCAUGUGAUUAGAACUGGUAGAACAGGAAUAGACCAGCACCAGAUGGUCCAGAUCAGGCAGGUGUGUGUGCGCUGUCGGAAUGUUUUUGUCAGGUUGGUUCACCUUGUUGUUCUCCUUCAUUAAGGGGUUUUCAGUCUGAAUGUGGAACUAAAUACUAACAGAAUAGCACAGAAGAUUAACUAUUAACCACCAAGUGUAGGGAAAUUCCUCCAAGAGCUUUGUAACUAAUGAUGGAGUAUCUGCCAACAUUCCAAAAGCUUCAGGUAUGAGGCAGUUCAGAGGUGCAAUCAGAGACUGCUAGGAAUGUGGAGUCAAUGAGCAGUUUAAGUUUCUUGAUUUUAUAUUUGAGGAGACUGACACCAGGUAUCGAUAAUUUAAGAUCUAAGUUGAAUGAAGCAUACUCUUUAAAAGUGAUGUAAUACUUUAGAAUCAAUGAACUACGAACAGUAUGGACUCCAGGUCAUUGUUAAAAAAUCAAUAAAUUAAAACUCAAUGGUACGAUUCAGAAGAUUAAUGGAGGAAAAGUAGAAGACAGAACAUACAAAGAGACUGUAGGUCAAAGUCGGGUGGUGCUGAGAUCUGAUCAAAGUAUGAAAGGUUGUAUUGCAAGAAACUAAUAACUGUUUUAGAUGCCAAAGACAGCUUGCUGAGAUACUGGUUUUAUAGAGAUUUUAUCUGAAGAUAUUGUAGCUUUCAUACAUACAUCUCAAACAAAUCUAGGCAUUAGAUAAAUUGAUCGGUGUUUUAUGUGAUUUUGCUAGAAAACAAUCAAUUACAAUUCUAUACUAUAUUAGUUCUAAUAAUAUAAAUUCUGAAACUGUGCACAUCUGUAACAGUAUACGGUUAUGCAGCUCAUAUUUAUACAUAUGCUGUUUUACAGACUGUGUUAGUUCUUCUUGUAUUUUGGUAAUAGUAAUCAAUAUCAGAGUCAAUAUGAUAUCAGCGUCAGAAAACCAAAGAGGAUAAGUUGUGAAAGCUUUGAUAGGCGAGAGGUUGCAGUUUCAUACAUGUAUGUAAAUGUGUAGUAAAUUGCUAUACAUAACAAUAAAUGCCAGUUAAAGUUGUUGAAUAACUUUAAUCAGAUCCUUCACUGCAGAUAUACAUGUAACUACAUGUUUACAAAAUGUCAGUUAGCUUUUACAUGUAUAGUUGAACAUCACCCACAGUAAGUUUAUAUUGUUGUGUAUAGUUUGCAAUGUUCUGAGUUUUGACACCUCAGGCAUUUAAAGUAAUAUAAGAAUUGUACACAUAGGCAUACCUGUAUAAGUGUGGAAUCACAGCCUCUCUAAUGUUAUUGUUGUUAGUUUAUUUUCCUUUAAUAUUCUAAUAUAUUAUAUAUUUAUUGUAUACCUAUAUAAAUUCGGUUAAAAGUACAGCUUCACAAGUAAAAUUCAGGCAGAGCAAAAUUCAGUGUUGUACCUUUUGUAUUGCAUGUUGCCAGACAACUUUUGUUAAUCAGUAUUCAUGACCUGGCAAGUUUUGUAAAUAUGACACACAAAAAAUCAUUUUGAGAAAAAUAGUCAUCAUUUGCUAAAACAAUAAACAAAAAGUUGGAAGUAUAUGAUAGAAAGGUCAUUGUAACAGUAGCUUGAUCUGGGAUAUUGUGUUUGUCACACUCAGCACUUAUGCACCUCCUGUGAUCCAGCCCAGAAAAAAUCCACUCUAGCCAAAUACAACAUCCAAGAUCAAGCUACUGUUAUAAUAACCCCAUUAUAUCUAUGAGUUAACAGUCAAACUGGGUACACCAAUACAUGUUAUCUCUUCUUGCCACAGUCAAAUCUGUAAACAAACCUUUAUUAAGCAGCCGGUCAAGAAAAUGUCAGGUGGCCAGUAAGGCAGGGUCAGCUGUAUUAUACUUGAAAGUGUCAAGAAGUGGUCUUUAUUUGCAGUUUGUCUGUAUUAACAUGUUUAAGUACACUGCAGCUGUUUACAUCAGAAUGCAUACCGAUUGUCUUUUUUUUUUAUAGCCAGAAGGUUUUGUUCAUAGAUGUCCUGUAACAAAGAUAUUCAGUUGAAACUGUCGUAGCAGCCACCUGUAUUAGGCAGUUACUUGCCUUAAACAGCCAAUCACCCAACUUCUCAAAUUGACUUUUUGGCGGUGGGGGGGGGGGUGGGGGUGUAAUUUCAACUUGUAUAGAGCAGCAGUAAGCCUAAGCUGCGAUGUUAUGUCUCUAAUCUGGCUGCUUAAUAUAAGUUUUAGUGCAUGAGUCAAAUAUUCUAGAGUGUUUUCAUUUAAUGAUUAGAGGUUGUCUGUAUUUAUUCUAUCUUAUGUAAGUGCCAAUUAUGUCUUUCACUAUUAGUUAUGUGAUUUUUAUUGUCGAGCCCGCUUGCGGUGAGCUCGAUAUAGUCGUCACUUUUGGUGGGUCGGUGUAUGUGCGUCCGUCUGAUUUUGUCCAGACCAUAACUUUGACAUGCAUGGACCAAUCUUGUUUAUAUUUGACAUGAAUGUUUACCUCAAUGAGAAGGAGUGUCAUGCGUAAACCCCAUGUUCCUGUCUCAAAGGUCAAGGUCACAGUUGGAGGUCAAAGGUCAAAUUGAAGUUUUGUCCGGAGCAUUUCUUUUUCAUGCAUGGUGGGAUUUUGAUGUAACUUGGCACGAAUGUUCACCAUUAUGUAGAGAUGGUACCUAAAAACACAAAUUGCAUCUGAUAUUACUUUCUAUUGAAAACUUAAUGCCGGAGUACCGAAAAAUUUGGUCCUACUUGGAAAAGUGAAGCCAGUGACAGAUAACUCUUCUACAAAGUAUGCAUAGAUUCGGAUGUGUUUCCCAAAACUAUGGUUUACUUCAAGAUCUAUGAAUAAUCAUUCAAACAAAAAAGUUGAGCAUUAUCUUUCAUUUUCAAACAAACUAAUUCAAAGACAUUUUUUUUAUUUAUUACUGCCGAUAAUUUACAGGUAUGGUAUGAUCAUAGGAAAGAAAACAUUAUUCGUGAGAAAAAAUAUAAAUAGACUAUAUGAAUUUUACGACAUCGAAUCCCUCAACAAUUUUACAAAAUUCGUUUGCCAAGAAUAAUCAAGGCCUCAAAAUGUAUGAGUUAUUUACAGAGCGAUAUAAAAAUGUAAUUCUAUCUGAUGGUCACACCAAAACCAUACCAAAAACUGUGCAAAAAGAAGUUAUUUCACAUUUUAUGACUGUACAAAUGUACCUAAUUUGCAUAUUGACCGAGGCUUGCGGAAUCGCAUUUACCUUGCGGAAUCGACCGUUACAGAAACUUCUGUUAAAAUAAUGCAGACGUUCUUUAGUAUAAAUAAAAUGGUUGUGUUAGUUAAAAAGAAAUGACAAUCACCUUUCUUUAGCUAAUCCACCAAAACAACGAAGCCAAUGUCGCUGUCAAAAGUUCCCUUAUUUACUGCACGGUGCUAUGUUAAAUUAUUGCAAGUGUAAGAUAAGCGAUAUGCACUUCAGUUUUGCACUUGAUUUGUUGUUGUUGUCGUUGAAUACAUAGCCUUAGGUACCAUCUCUACAUUAUGAGACGGAGUGUCAUGCGCAAGAACCAGAUCCCUGGGGCCAAGGUAACACUUAACAGCUGGCGGGCUCGACAUUCUGCCCAUGGGCAUACUUGUUAUUCCUAUGUUAUUCUUUGUACACUCAUUCUUCUCACACCACUGAUUUUGUAAAAUUAAUGUCUUUUUUUUUUUAAAGCAUUUUUAAGUAUAUUUUGUGAUAAGCCAUGUAUUUUGUAUGUUUUAUAGUUUAGGAGGUGGUCAAUCUUAUUUUGGUAAUAUUUUUGAUUUGUUUGAAACUUCCACAAUUAAUUAAAUACAUUUAUUUAUUUUCAAGACAGAGUUUUAUAGCAUAUAAAUUUGAUAAAUAUUUGAAAUAUAGAAACAAUUUUGUAACAUUUUUCAAAGAAUUACAUUGACAGUUACUGUUCAACAGCAAUUCGUUUGAAAUGCGAGUUUAUAAAAUUAUUAUUACCUCCCUUUAUACUUUUUCAAGCAGCUGUAAAACUUGUGUUUGGUUAAAAAGUUAAUUAACUGGAAAUUCUAAUCAAAAUCAAAACAGUAGAUACACAGUCAUUUCAAAUAUUUUUACAUUUAGAGUUACAAAAUUUACAAAAGACAAUAAGACCUAAUAAGAAUCGAAGCUUACAGAAUUUUUUAUCCUGAAGUAAAUGUAACAGAAUAUAUGGAAAAGUCAUAAAAUGUUACUUAAAUUAGAUUGAACACAUAGAAAUGUAUACAGUAGUAACUAUGAUACUGUGAAAAUGGUAAAAAUGAAAUAGUAUGAUAGAUUAUUAUAUUAAUUUUGAAAUGGAAGGUUUCAAUGUAUACUGCUUGUACAUCAUGGUUUUAUAUUUUCAUUUAUCAUAAUAAUAAUGAUAAUAAUAAUAAUAAUAACUUUCUUUAAAGAGGAUAACAUAUUUGGUUAUAGCCAGUCUAAUAUAUGGUCUUUUAACAUAUUACUUUUAAAAAAUCAUUCUUAGUAAGUAACAAAGACAUUGAAUUGAAAGACAUGAAUAAGAAUAACAUGUUAUGAACAAAUUUAUCCUUAGUGACAGUACAAUGAAAAGAGUGAUUUUUUUCUGACAUGGUAAAUUGAUAUUGUAUGGUGAUAUUGCAUUGCUGUGCAUAAAUUGUGUUAAAAAUCCAAGUCUGCUAAAUAGUAUUCAAAUACCUUUAACAAAACAAAGAACUUUAGUUUGCAAGUUUAUUUAUUAUAUUCAUUGUUAAUAGGGAUUAUCUAGAAUCUUAAUAUUCGAUAAUCCUUCUUAAACACAUCAUCUAGCGGGUGGGUCGGUGCGUUUCGGUAACAGUACGGUACGGUCUGAAUUUAGCCAUGCCAUAGAUACUCUUCAAAGGAGGCGCAACAUAAUCCAGGAACUUGGAGAAACAGCCAAAAAGCGCUAAACAAUAAAAGCAAACUUGAAGCACAAAAUUAAAUAACCAAACUACUUUUACUGUGAAAUCAUUUAAUUUUAUUGUCAUAGAAAUUUCAUCUCUUCUGUUAAAACAUCUAUUGUAUGGUGCUAUAAGUUUGUGGAUUUCAAGUUUCUAAGGCAAAACAAAUGGGAAUUUUAUUUCUUCAUUGGAAUCGCCUAUUGUAGAUUGACUGACCCAUGAAAUCUCCAAAAAUUAGUACCCAUUAGUAUAUACAUGUAUUGUUGUUUAUAGUACUGAAGUCAAGGUUGGAUGAUUUUUAUUAUAGGUUUCUAUUUUAGUUUGUGAUAAAUAGAAUAUAAAGUUAUUGUAGUGUCAGUAUUGAAUUUAUUGAACUUGUUGCAUUUAACAAUGAUCAUAAAGACUUGCAUAAUAUAAUUUUAUUAGACUCUUUGAUUAAAUUCAGUACGGUAUACAACUCUGUUGCCUAGUGACAUAUGGUUGCAUGGUGUCCAUCUUUGUUUAAAAAACAAAAGUAUCAUAGAUCAAUUAUCAUUAGUAUUCACAUCAGAAUUGUUGAAAACAAAAAUCUCAUGUUUAGUUUUUGGUAAUGUUGACAUUGAACUUGUUGAAAACAAAAAAAACCCUCACAUUUGUCAUAAAACAGUAAUGCUCAUUUGAAAAUGAAAUGAUCUCUGGCAUAAACUGGGUCAAAGACCUCCAUCACAAUUUUCAGGCAGCAAAAAUUAGCAUAUUUUCAUACAUAACUAAUUUAUGAACAUUUUUGGUUUCCUUAAAAUGAGAAACUACCUGAUCACAAUUUGUAAACAUUUAUCUAAAAGAACCUGUUCAAGUUACGCAGUUCAUUGUUAGCCUAGCAAGUAUGUUGGGUAAAAUUAAAGGAAUUAAAUUUGUAUUAUGAUUUUGUGUUACUUAUGGGCAUUUUGCUGCUCAGAAAGCUUUGCGUCGAUUGCCAGGCCGUUGUGCCAUAAGUGUUAAAGGUCUUUGACUUCAAGUAACUUUUCCCCUUAGCACAGUUUACUGGUGAUUUUUCUUCUAAGUGUUACAAGAAGUUGUUAGCUACCAGCCAGGAUGUAUUAUGUGAUAAUUUGUUGAUGUAUAAAAACAUUGUUAUGCCUGCAAUAUGCUUAAAGAUAUAUUAGAUUCAAAUUUUGUAAUUAAAAACAUGAACAAUUA
Mercenaria mercenaria is the source of this 8484-nucleotide messenger RNA. RefSeq lists its product as uncharacterized. The record is from RefSeq and is a predicted model, not a curated record. NCBI's taxonomy places the organism in Eukaryota, Metazoa, Mollusca, Bivalvia, Venerida, Veneridae. The transcript has 10 exons. Bases 112 to 2199 code for a protein of 695 amino acids.